Molecule: messenger RNA, 2300 nt
Organism: Aphis gossypii (cotton aphid)
Lineage: Eukaryota; Metazoa; Arthropoda; Insecta; Hemiptera; Aphididae
Product: UDP-glucosyltransferase 2-like
Exons: 4
Coding region: 298-1860 (520 amino acids)
Molecular function (GO): UDP-glycosyltransferase activity
Source: RefSeq, a predicted model, not a curated record
AUAUUAGAAUAGAAAGGUUUGCACAAUAGCUUUGGGCGCUGGUACUAUUGCUUUAUAAUUCUGCUAGCCCACUCUGCCCCUCUAGUUGUGCCUAUAGCAGUUACGCACAAGUAUGUGAUGUUAACGCGAACACACCUACUACUGAUCAUUUGAACUUCAUAUCACAACAUAUGGAUAUUAAAAAUGAUUACGUCACACAGUUAACACAACAAACCAAACGACAUUGAAACGCUAACCGUCCAGUGUAUAACAAUUCGAGCUUAAACGCGUACAACAAACGUUAUUCAAUUUCAAAUUAUGGCUUUAAAAUCAAACACAAUGUAUUUACAUUUAUUUUUAAUAUUAAUUUACACAUUUGUUGGUUCGUGGAUACCUACGCCCGCUGAAGGUGCGAGAAUAUUAGCCGUGGAGACGGUUGGAGGUAAAAGCCACUGGAACUUUAUGAGCUCAAUUCUUCGGGUGUUGGUGGACAACGGACACAAUAUCACCGUGUUCACGCCGUUCACCGGCGGAAACCGUGAAAACUAUACUGAAGUGGACAUUUCUAUGGGAUCUGCAAAACUACUAGACGGACAACUUACAGAAUUGAUAGAUAAAUACGGAGAUCUGAAAAAAAUUGUUGGUGAGAUGUCAGUGAUGAGUAGAAUACUAUGCAAUGUGAUUUAUGAAAAUAGUAAAAUGAAAGAGAUACUCGCUAAUACUCGUUCUGACUUCGACGUAGUUCUAAUUGAACCAAUAUUAUCGGAGUGCGUGUCGUACCCCGCCAUUAAGUUAAACUUGCCACUCAUAUACGUCUUGCCAGUACCAACAUUGGGUAUACUAGAACGAAAAUUAACAGGAGACGUGUCCAAUCCCGCUGUAGUUUCUUUGAAUGUAGCAAAAUUUGGUAUUCCAAAAACACUUGCCCAGAGAGCAAUCAAUUGCGCUAAUUUAAUUUACUGCACAGUCAAAUACAAAUUCCACGAACUUUAUAAUCAAUUCACCGAACCGCAAGAGUACGAUUUGUACGCCCCAAUCCCACCAUCUUUGACAUUUGUAAACAGACAUUUCACAAUCGAACCGGCAAGUUCAAUCUCGUCAAACGUCGUCGGAAUUGGUGGAAUACAUUUAAAAGCGCCCAAAAAGUUACCAAAAGACAUACUAGAAUUUAUCGAAAAAUCGCCUCAUGGUGUAGUUUUUUUAACUUUUGGUUCAACUGUUAAAGUUGCUUCUUUACCAGAGCACAUAAAAAAAGCAUUUAUUGAAUCUCUCGCACAGAUCCCUCAAAGAGUAUUAUUAAAAUAUGAAGAUGAACUAGAACCCAUGCCAAACAAUGUGAUGACUAAAAACUGGCUACCUCAACGUGAAAUUCUUCUACACCCGAAAGUGAAACUCUUCAUCAGCCACGGAGGUAUCUCUGGAUUAUACGAGGCUAUAGACGGCGGGGUUCCUGUUCUUGGAUUUCCUUUGUUUGCUGAUCAGCCAAGAAAUAUCGAUAAUUUAGUCAAUUCCGGAAUGGCUAUUUCUAUGGAUAUUUUGACCAUAACAAAAGAUGCGUUUUUAAAAAAUGUUUUAGAACUACUCAAUAAUGAAAAGUACUCUGCAAAUGCUAAAACUGCAUCGAAAAUAUUCAAAGAUCAGCCUAUGUCACCGGAAAAUUUAGUUGCGUACUGGACAGAGUAUGUUAUACGUCAUAAAGGAGCUCCACAUUUGAAAUCUCACGCACUUAAUCUACCGUGGUAUCAAUACUAUCUCUUGGAUCUUAUUGCUUUAUUAUUAGUUUUUAUUAUUUUUGUAUUUUUUAUUUCCUAUAAAAUAUUGAAAUCUAUUUCAAAAUUAUUUUCAAAAGAUUCUAGACAUACUAAGUCGAAAUCUGAAUGAUUUAUACUUUAUAGUAUUACUAAUAUACUUCAAGGUAGGUACGAGUAUUUUUCUAAACUGUGUAGCAGAGGUGGAAUGCGCAAUUAAUGAUAUAUUUUAUGGUUAUAUACCUAUUACUAUUUAAAUCUAAAUUAACAUAAAGCAAUAAGGGGGUGCUAAAUAAAAAAUUAGGGUGCUAUUGUGCUAAGCACACCCAAGCUCCCCAAAUUGCGCCUUUGUAGUAUUUUAAUUCUCUUCGAAGUAAAAUCACGAAGUUUCAAUUUUCAACAAUUUUCUUCUUAAUUAGUAUAGGUACUUUUAUAUGACAAUUAAUUAUUUAUUAUUUUAUUUUAUUUUUUUAUUUUAAGCAUUGAAUAAUUUAGUGUCUAAUCGUUAUGUAUUAUUUAGAUUGAAAUAAAUAAUUUUUUUCUUAAAUAUUAAAACAUAAUGUGAUUGAAUUA